Messenger RNA from Labeo rohita (rohu), 557 nucleotides. RefSeq names its product cytochrome c oxidase assembly factor 5. The transcript is spliced from 3 exons. Gene Ontology annotation, cellular component: mitochondrion. Bases 137 to 364 code for a protein of 75 amino acids. The record is from RefSeq and is a predicted model, not a curated record. Gene Ontology annotation, biological process: mitochondrial respiratory chain complex IV assembly. Lineage: Eukaryota; Metazoa; Chordata; Actinopteri; Cypriniformes; Cyprinidae.
CCCUUAUAUAUCAUACUUAACAUGGCCGCUUUCAUAAUAAUUUCGCAUUUGACUUGUCUGUAGCGUGUUGUGUUCUUUUUGCUACGUUUCUUAACCCGUAUUUCGCUUAAACUUGCUCGGAUGAAAGCUCUACAGAAUGCCCAAAUAUUACGAGGAUAAAGAGGAAGAUGGCCGCGCCUGCUCUGGAGUGAGAGAAGAUUUCAAAGCCUGUCUCCUUCAGCAUGACUGUGUAAUGAAGGAGGGUAAGAAGCCCAGUGAGUGUCUGAAGGAAGGACAUUGCAAAGGCUUGCAAGUGGCUUUCUUUGAGUGCAAGAGAUCCAUGCUGGACACCCGAUCGCGAUUCCGAGGCAGAAAGGGAUACUGAAUAACACCUGCAAUGUGAAUAACAUGUUUUGUGUCAAGAUGCCAAGACAUGCUCUCAAAUGUGUAAAUAUUAUGCUUUUUAAGCAAAUUUGUCUUGUGAAAAUAGUUGUCAUUGACUCAUGAUGCAACUCAUAAAAAACAUUAACUCCAUCAACACCAGAAAUCAUAAAAUAAAACAGAUUUCCAGUUCUGAA